Messenger RNA from Gigantopelta aegis, 6073 nucleotides. Its product is annotated as transmembrane 6 superfamily member 1-like. NCBI's taxonomy places the organism in Eukaryota, Metazoa, Mollusca, Gastropoda, Neomphalida, Peltospiridae. The record is from RefSeq and is a predicted model, not a curated record. Bases 314 to 1474 code for a protein of 386 amino acids. The transcript is spliced from 8 exons.
UGUAACAUCAAUAACAACAACAACAACAACAACACAUGCCACCACGUAAGCUAGACAUACAGUUACAUACUAGUUUUCAAUGAGGUAUUAUGCAUUUCUCAACAGACAGAAGAGCACACAUUUUUAAAAUUGUUUAUAGAGAAUACGGUAAGUGAUCUUCAAAGGAAAAACAACUAGACUGGUUUUGACCCGUUUGCUAUUUUUUCGUUUUAGGCGUAGCGCAUUACUGAAAAUUAUCAGUUCAAUAUUAUUUGAAGUAGACGCCUGCAGAACGACGCAAAAUUGUUAAAGUUUAUACUAAAUACUCAGCAAAAUGGGACUUCUCAGUGGAGCUUGGUGCCCAGUUUUGGUUGUCACAGCGUCAUCGUUUACAUCACUGCCAGUUGCAUAUUUUCUUAACAAGCUUGACGCGAUGAAAGAUGACCGCCUUGUUUUUGUCACCGGGAUUGUUUGUAUGAUUCUCGCUUUAUUGAUUCCAGCGCUCUGCAUCCGCCGUUUCUUCCGAAACGUGGAUCCACUCAUUUAUGCCUGUUGUCUGUUUUCCUGGAGCUCUGUGCUAGAUCUUUUCAUAGCUCUCGAGUUGGACCAUUAUGUCAAGGGAUUUAUGGCCUUCUACUUCAUGGCAGGGGAGCCAUACCUCGAGACAUCCUAUGGGACUCUAGUUAACUACUGGGAUGGCACGGCACAUCUCUUUAUGUAUCUGGCUAUGGUCUUGCUUUUUUGUCUCAGACGGAGCUACAGAGAAGUUGGCUUGUUCUGGGUUGGGUCCAUUAUGAACAGCAUGGUGGUGUUCAUGCCUGGGAAUGUCAUAGGUACUUUUGAUGUGAAAUGGUCAUACCUGCUGAAUAUCCCCUAUAUGCUGAUACCACUGUGGGCUGGAUUCAAGUUCUUCAGAGAGAGACCGAUGUACAUCAAGUCAUACUACAUAGUGAAACCACUGUGGACACGUCGCUUUGAUUGUUUAUUUGUUGUUUAUUUUAUUGGUGCUGGAGCCUUGGCUGUAUUCAGGGGUUUGGCCGUUCUGGAUUGCAAGUCAGCACUUAUGUCAGACUAUAUCUCCAACAUUGAACCAUAUCUAAAAGAUCCCAAUGGCUACCCUAAAAUGCAGAUGUUGUGCUAUAUGUACUACUAUCUGUUCUACUACCUCUGUGCUAUCUAUGGCAUGAUGCAUCUCAAACAGGGAUGGCUGGCAGAUUGGGCUCUUCUUCAUGCUGGGGCAUCACUACAGGGUCAGUUUGUUCACAUACUUGGGUCAAUGCACAGCAGGACUGCCCCUUCCCUUCGGAGUCCGACCACUGGAUUGAAUGGACUAGCUUUCUGGACCAUCAACCUCAUCCUUCUGGUUGUACCGCAACUGUUUGCCUGGAGAUGUGUCCGCGAUCCCGAGAACUGUGGCCGCACCUACACCAUCGAGUUGGCUGAGCCAAGAAACAGCACAGAGAAUUCUGAGAACUACCGGACAAAACGUGACUGAAGAAGAGUGCAGCUACUCAUUUCUGUUUACUCUCACUCAUUAUCAUAGUGCUCUUUAGGAGGAAUUCGUAAUACUGUUUUUUAUUUGUAAUAUAUUAUACAUGUAUAUAUUUAAUUACAAUACCUCUGCAUUUUUAUUUAUACAAUUUUUGGAUGAUUUUAUGGUGCAGAUUUACAUAUACAGUGAAACCUCUCCAAACUGGACACCCAUGGAACCCAGUAAAAAAUCUGCUUAUUUGGGUUAGCCAGUUAAGAGAGGUUCAGUUCUCUUCUGUUAUUUAAAAAGAGACUGACAGACCUCGCUGUUUAAGGUGAGCCAUCGCUCUCACUCACCUAAGACAGGGCUUCUAGAAUUUUAUAAAAAUCCACUAGCCAUGGGAUUAGUGAUUUUAAAAAUGUACUAGCCAUGAUUAAAAAUGUACUAUUCCUACUUUAAAUAAAUACAAUUUUACUAACAGUAAUAAUCAGAUAUGUCACCUAAAGAGGGAGAUUGAGCUUAAAAAUCCUUAGUCUGGGGUGGAAGGAGGGCAAGAUAUUCAUAUUUACAAAAUAUGUAAAUGCAGCAUUUGACAAGGUUUUUUUUCCACUAGCCGUCUGGCUAGUUAUAGUAAUUAUUUACUAGCCCAACACUGAAUAUCACUAGCCAUGGGAGAGGGGCUACGAUAAUCUAGAAGCCCUGCCUAAGACUAGCUCAAGGAGAGUUGUUUUUAGCUCUCCUUAGCAUGUGAAUGUAUAUGGUAUCAAUAUGGUAAUAUCUUAAGUGCCCUCCAUCUCCUAUAAUCUGAAGUGCCCUUCGUCUCCUAUAAUCUGAAGUGCCCUCUAUCUCCUAUAAUCUUAAGUGCCCUCCGUCUCCUAUAAUCUUAAGUGCCCUCGUCUCCUAUAAUCUUAAGUGCCCUCCAUCUCCUAUAAUCUUAAGUGCCCUCCGUCUCCUAUAAUCUUAAGUGCCCUUCGUCUCCUAUAAUCUGAAGUGCCCUCUAUCUCCUAUAAUCUUAAGUGCCCUCCGUCUCCUAUAAUCUUAAGUGCCCUCCGUCUCCUAUAAUCUUAAGUGCCCUCCGUCUCCUAUAAUCUUAAGUGCCCUCCGUCUCCUAUAAUCUGAAGUGCCCUCCGUCUCCUAUAAUCUUAAGUGCCCUCCGUCUCCUAUAAUCUUAAGUGCCCUCCGUCUUCUAUAAUCUAAGUUAGAAGAGCAAUUAAUCACUUCCCCUCAAUGUUUUUUUUUACAGCAAGGUUUGCUGUGAAAAACAUCUAAUUUUGAGAGAAUUCUGGUUUACCGAGGGUCUGUUUUAGAGGUUUACUGUACAAUAUAUUGUCAUUAUACAUGCAUAUUGUUACUUGUUUUAAAUGAGCAUUGUCGUUUCUGUUUUAUAAACACAUUGUUGUUAAGCUUGUAGUUCGCUGCAAUAAUAAAUAUGUUGUGUACAUCAUUCUGCGGGAAAAUCCUUCAGUGACCUCCAUAACCUCCAUAUAUCAACCGUAAGUUCAUGUUGCCUACCAGCUUGCACAUUUUUUCUAAAACAAAAACAUUCUGGGUUACAAAGAUCCAAAUACACCAUAGACGAUUGUUUCAUUGCAAAUGGAGCGGGAUGUAGCUCAAACGCGUCAACGUCGGUUUUUUUUCGAUCAUUCCAGAAGCGAUUUUUGCUGCUUGCUGCUCUGACGCGCACAGAAACCCCCAGUUUAUGGUGUCAUAAUGCUGUAAUAUUUUAGGUAUUCCACCAAAAAACCCCACACCAUUGACGAAUAUAUUUAUUUUACUGAAAAACAAUGCCAAAACAAAAUAUUAACGAAGAAAGGUUGAUCAUAGAGGUGCAGAAACAUCCAUGCAUAUACGACAGCCAAUCGGUUAGUUACAAAGUAACGGAAAUGGCAGCCAAUGCAUGGUAAACAAUAUCAUGUACCCAAAACCAAUUUACUCGAAAUUAUCUUCCUGGGAGCCAUGCUUUCAAAUCAAAUCUGUUUUUCUUUUUUUGUUUUCAGCUUUUUUCUCUCUCUUAAUUCUGCUUGACAUGCUGUGUAUAUGUGGGCAUUAUUGAUGCUUCACUGCCGAUGUGCUGCACUAGUGAGGGACGGCCUUAAUUUCAUGUUAACUACUGAUACAAAAACUUCCAUGUCAUUGUUUUGUUAUGGGUUACGCUGUGAUCUUUAUGGGUGCAACUGACAGGGCAGGAUAUGUCAGCUUUUUGUAAACACUACUGGCUAGUUCUGCCAAUUGUUUGUCAGCGUUUUGUAAACACCAGUGGAUAGUUCUGCCAAUUGUUUGUCAGCGUUUUGUAAACACCAGUGGGUAGUUCUGCCAGUUGUUUGUUAUCUUUUUGUAAACACCAAUGGCUAGUUCUGCCAAUUGUUUGUCAGCGUUUUGUAAACACCAGUGGAUAGUUCUGCCAAUUGUUUGUUGUUUUGUAAACACCAGUGGAUAGUUCUGCCAAUUGUUUGUUGUGUUUUGUAAACACCAGUGGAUAGUUCUGCCAAUUGUUUAUCUUUUUGUAAACACCAAUGGCUAGUUCUGCCAAUUGUUUGUCAGCGUUUUGUAAACACCAGUGGAUAGUUCUGCCAAUUGUUUGUCAGCGUUUUGUAAACACCAGUGGAUAGUUCUGCCAAUUGUUUAUCUUUUUGUAAACACCAGUGGAUAGUUCUGCCAAUUGUUUGUCAGCGUUUUGUAAACACCAGUGGCUAGUUCUGCCAAUUGUUUGUCAGCUUUUUGUAAACACCAGUGGAUAGUUCUGCCAAUUGUUUGUCAGCGUUUUGUAAACACCAGUGGGUAGUUCUGCCAGUUGUUUGUUAUCUUUUUGUAAACACCAGUGGAUAGUUCUGCCAAUUGUUUGUCACUAAUGCUUGCUGGACUGGUUUUUGUGCUAUCCGUUAAAGCAAAGGACCACUGCAGGAACCAGUCAAAUUAAUUUGCAAACGUUUAGCAAAAAAAUUCUGUUUGAACAUGGGCCUGGUAUUAUAACUCUUUUUUUUCAGGGACUCAUGCAGCAUGUUAUCAUGACUUUGUCAAAAUGUUGCUGUGACUGCAUUAUAUUAAAUCAUUCUAUAACUUUGACUUUGGAAACUGUUUUGUUCAGAAGUAUACCAAAAUAUAGUAAACAUUAUUUUAUGUGUGUGUGUGUGCAACUUGUUGGCCUUUAUUUCGAGGGAUCAGAUUUCAAAUAUCUCAUCUCAAUGCAUUAAACAUUUUUACCAUUGUUUUGUCAUUCUAUACAGCAUUAAGGAUAGGUGUAAGUCGGAAAUUUAAGUAGAUUCUCAGGUGCCUAAAGCGAUUUACAAGCGUAGAAUAAUUAUUGUACCAAUUUUAUAGCUGACAUAUUAAUGGUGCUAUGUACAGUUACAUGUAGUCAGGAUUUUAAAAUUGUUGUUGUAUUUGGCAGUCAACUUACAUUUUUAUAUACCGAAUGGUACUAUAUGUACUAGGAGUGUCACAAUACACCGAUGUAUCGAUGUAUCACGAUACUGCUACUGACGAUACGAUAUACGAUAUGCUUGUUUGUGGUAUCGAUUCUUAUUUUGACUGUAUAUAUUACUAUUUUAAUAUUUAUAUUUCCUAACACCAACUUAUUGACAAAUUAUUUCCGUUAAGGAAAGAUAGUGAAGUGGCGAGAGCAUAUUAUGUCAUUGCUUAUGUCUCUAUGUAAUUUUUGUGUGGUAUUUCUGCCCUAAAAUUGUUUAAUGAAUGUUUUUUUCUUUCUUUUAACAUGUUUAUUUCUUCUUUUGAAAUCAUUGCACCUAAGGAAAACACAGUGAAUCGGGAAUCAUUAUAUGUAUCAUAUUCUGGGGUAUGUAUCGUGAUAUGUAUCGUAUCAUGGGGUAUGUAUCAUGAUAUGUGUCGUAUCGUGGGAUCUGUAUCGUAUCGUGAGGUAGGUGUAUCCUGACACUCCUAAUAUGUACUUAUUUUAGGUAGACAGACAGUGAAAUAAGCAUAAUGUCUGGUAACCCAUGUACAGGUUACCAUAAGAUAUGGGUGUUGUAACCUACAUGUAUAGGUUACGAAACAUUUACUGUAACAAGUUGACAAAUCUGAUUAUUUUCACGGUGACUAUAACUAAGUUCUUCACAGACAUACAGAUACAUGUACUUUUUAUGAGUACUUGUAUCCAUGUGCAUCUACUAUUUGAGAAACCCAGUUUAAUAUCUAAUGGGCUACUUUUGUUUUAUAGCAGCAAGGGAUCUUUUUUAUGCACCAUCCCUUAGGCAGGAUAGUACAUACCAAGACCUUUAUUACACCAGUUGUGGAACACUGGCUGGAAUGAGAAAUAGCCCAAUGGGUCUGCUGACGGGGAUCGAUCCAAGAUGGAAAAAAACUACCCAAAAACAAAAAGAAAUCUCAUGUAAAUGAAUAUGAAAUGUAUUUUUAUAACUCAUAAAUAGAUUAUCUACAUAAAAUUAACAUAAUAUAAUAUAAUAUACUUUAUAUAUUUAUGCAUGUAGGUAGAUAGAUAUGCACAGGGGCUGAUGCAGGAUGAUUCUAGGGAGUGAAGGAAGUAAGGAAAUGUUUUAUUUAACGACACACUCAACACAUUGUAUUUACGUUAUAUGGUGUCAGACAUAUGGUUAAGGACCACACAGAUAUUGAGAGAGGAAACCUGCUGUCACCACUUUAUGGGCU